This is a messenger RNA of Colletotrichum higginsianum IMI 349063, 1698 nucleotides long. RefSeq names its product Serine carboxypeptidase S28. Gene Ontology annotation, biological process: proteolysis. The transcript has 2 exons. NCBI's taxonomy places the organism in Eukaryota, Fungi, Ascomycota, Sordariomycetes, Glomerellales, Glomerellaceae. The record is from RefSeq and is a predicted model, not a curated record. Gene Ontology annotation, molecular function: serine-type exopeptidase activity; dipeptidyl-peptidase activity. The coding region runs from base 1 to 1698 and encodes 565 amino acids.
AUGGUUUCGUCUUGGUUGAUCAUAGGCCUUCUCAGCCUCUCCCGGGUAACGGCCGCCCUGGGACCGCAGCUCGGCUUGCCCGAGAUGUGGGAGGACUUCCGCCGCGAAUCCGAGCUUGAGGCCGCAGUCCGCACAGCCUCGAAGUCGGCGGCGACCUUCCGACUGGCGGCGAACGACACUGUUCCCGGUGCACCCAAUCCGGCGACUCUCUACCAAGCCUACAACCUCUCAGUUCCCGUCGACCACUUCCACAAUGAAUCCAUGUACGCGCCUCACUCGAACGGGACGUUUCCCUUACGGUACUGGUACGACGAUCGGUUCUACAAGCCCGGCGGUCCCGUCAUCGCCCUCGCCGCCGGUGAGACCAACGGUGCGGGACGCCUGCCUUUCCUGCAAAAGGGCAUCGUCGCCAUCCUGGCUGAAGCGACCAACGGACUGGGCGUCAUCUUGGAGCACCGAUACUACGGCAGCAGUUAUCCUACCCCGGACUUAAGCACCAAGAAUCUGCGGUUUCUAACCACCGAUCAAGCAUUGGCCGACACCGCAUACUUCGCGAAGAACAUUGUCUUCCCCGGCAAACUCGCCGAGCUCGACCUGACGGCCCCCGGGACCCCCUGGAUCAUGUACGGAGGUUCGUACGCCGGCGCCUUCGUCGCCUUCCUCCGCAAAGUAUACCCCGAGGUGUUUUGGGGCGCAAUCUCAUCUUCUGGGGUCACUGCCGCCGUCGUUGACUUCUGGGAGUACUACGAGGCCGCGAGGCUCUACUCCCCGGAGGGAUGCGCCGAAACGACGCAAAAGCUGACCCACGUCGUCGACAACAUCCUGCUACAGAAGGGCAACACCACAAAAGACGACAUCCUGACGCUCAAGACUGCGUUUGGCCUGCCCAACGUCACCGGAGACGUCGACUUCGCCAGCACCAUCCGAGGCGGCAUUGGAGGCCUGCAAGGCCGCAACUGGGACCCGGCCAUCGACAACCGGGCCUUCCUUCGCUACUGCGGUAACAUGACAUCCGACGAAAUCAUAUGGCCCGCAACGGAGAAACUGGACUCUACUCUUCGCUACCUGCUGACCGCUGGCGGGUACGAGGCCGAGAUCGAGGAGUUGGUUCCGCGGUUCAAGAACUACAUCGGCUACGUCAACUUCACCAGAGUGUCUUCGUGCCGCCAGACGCAGGACGAGUGCUUCGGGCCCGGGGCGGAUGAUGUCUACGCCGCCGACGACCUCAACGCGUCUUGGCGCCUCUGGGCCUACCAGUAUUGCUCGCAAUGGGGUUACCUCCAGACGGGAUCUGGUGUCCCCGAGACCCAGCUCGGGUUGAUAUCGCGCCUGAUCGACAUCGACUUCACAACGAGGAUCUGCCGCAAGGCCUUCAACAUCACGACACCGCCCGACGUCGACGCCAUCAACAAGUACGGCGGGUACAACUUCAGCUACCCGCGCGUCGCCAUCAUCGACGGCGAGGCGGACCCGUGGCGCGCGGCGAGCCCCAACAAGAUCGGGCUGGCGAGGCCCGCGUCCACCACGGAGGAGCCGAACCUGGUCAUCGCCGGCGGGGCUGUCCACCACUGGGACGAGAACGGCAUCUUCAGGAACGAGACGACGGCCGAGCUGCCUCCGACGCCGGUGAAGGAGGCCCAGGGUUUCGAGGUCGAGUUUGUGCGAGCGUGGUUGAAGGAAUGGGAGAGGCAGAAAUAA